AUUGCAAUAUGGUCCUUAUUUUUCAUUUCAUCUUUCCCCUCGUCUGCGUCUGGCACCCUGGCUCUCUCUCCUUCCUCGCCGUCGUCGCCGGAGAUUUCGGCGCCGAAAACCUAACAUCGGCUGUUGAUUCCUGAGUUUCGAUAAGACUUGGGGUGGUUUUUGAGUUCCGAAAUCUCGUGUUUGUCUAUCAAUCAAGUCUUCGUGAUUGGUUCACUGUCUCAAAUAUGAAGAUUCUGAUAUUCUUAGCGCUGCUCUGUUACUUGUUUGCCUGUUCUUCCGGCGAGACGACUAUACACACGAACAACUGGGCUGUCUUGGUCUGCACUUCUCGCUUCUGGUUUAACUAUCGGCACAUGGCAAACACUUUGUCCCUGUAUAGGACAGUCAAGAGGCUAGGAAUACCAGAUGAGAGGAUAAUUCUGAUGCUAGCGGAUGACAUGGCCUGCAAUGCUAGAAAUGAGUAUCCUGCUCAAGUUUUUAACAAUGAGAACCACAGGCUUAACUUGUAUGGGGAUAAUGUUGAGGUAGAUUAUCGAGGGUAUGAAGUAACAGUUGAAAACUUUUUACGGGUUUUGACUGGGCGUCAUGAGAAUGCUGUUCCAAGGUCAAAGCGUCUCUUAAGUGAUGAGGGAAGUCAUAUUCUACUCUACAUGACUGGGCAUGGGGGUGAUGAGUUUCUGAAAUUUCAAGAUGCAGAAGAACUCCAGAGCCAUGAUUUAGCUGAUGCUGUAAAACAAAUGAAAGAGAAGCGUAGAUUCAAGGAGCUGCUCAUAAUGGUUGAUACUUGCCAAGCUGCCACUCUCUUUAACCAGCUUCAAUCUCCGGGUGUUUUGGCCAUCGGUAGUAGUCUUAAAGGAGAGAACUCAUAUUCGCACCAUCUAGACUCAGAUGUUGGUGUGUCAGUUGUGGACCGUUUUACAUUCUAUACUCUGGCAUUCUUCGAAAGGCUAAAUAUAUAUGACAAUGCAUCACUGAGCAGUUUGUUUAGCUCCUACGAUCCGAGACUGCUAAUGUCUACUGCCUAUUACCGGACAGAUCUUUACCAACCACAUUUGGAGAAGGUGCCAGUGACAAACUUCUUUGGUUCAGUCAUGGAGACCAUACAUACGGAUUCCACUUACAAGGCCUUCUCUGGUAGAAUCUCUGACAAAAUCAACUCUGACACACUGUUCAGCCAACGUUCUCAGCACGGUAAUAGUGAAACACUUGACAAUGUAGAGGCUUCUAAUGAAAUCCACGAACUGAAAACCGAGAAGAAACAAUGCCCAUAUACGCAAAUGCGGAGAGAUCUCCACGAGAGAUUAGAGAAGCUCGCAGAUGUCGAUACGGUGGUUAACCUCGGGAUAGUCACGAUGCUUCUGCUCGUUGCGGCUUCCACGUGUUUGCUGACGUGAAGAAUAGGACUCAAUUGGCAUUUCUGAGACAUUUCUUGUUAGCAUAUCUGUUGAUAGAGGAAAGAUGAUUGAUUCUUCGUCUCACAAGAUUUUAGGACAAACCUUCAGUUCUCAAACUGUGUCGCAUGCAGGGUUCCUCUUGUUUUGGUUCUGAACAUAGUUUCAAAACAGAUCUCUUGUCUUCCUCUAACUUAUGAUCCUUCUUUUUGGUCUGUGUUCAUACAUGCAAUGGAUCUUUUUGGUUACUAUUUGUCCA
Tarenaya hassleriana is the source of this 1650-nucleotide messenger RNA. RefSeq names its product putative GPI-anchor transamidase. Gene Ontology annotation, biological process: proteolysis; attachment of GPI anchor to protein; protein localization to cell surface. The record is from RefSeq and is a predicted model, not a curated record. The transcript is spliced from 12 exons. The coding region runs from base 225 to 1394 and encodes 389 amino acids. Gene Ontology annotation, cellular component: GPI-anchor transamidase complex. Lineage: Eukaryota; Viridiplantae; Streptophyta; Magnoliopsida; Brassicales; Cleomaceae. Gene Ontology annotation, molecular function: GPI-anchor transamidase activity.